This is a messenger RNA of Phacochoerus africanus (Common warthog), 1364 nucleotides long. It is a transcript of the gene TTPA, whose product is annotated as alpha tocopherol transfer protein. Gene Ontology annotation, molecular function: phosphatidylinositol bisphosphate binding. The transcript is spliced from 5 exons. The record is from RefSeq and is a predicted model, not a curated record. Gene Ontology annotation, cellular component: membrane. NCBI's taxonomy places the organism in Eukaryota, Metazoa, Chordata, Mammalia, Artiodactyla, Suidae. The coding region runs from base 303 to 1130 and encodes 275 amino acids.
GCGAGAGGGAGGGAAAGAAGUUAAGAGAAAGUAAAAAAGUUCUCUAGCAGACUACUCUCCAAUCAGCGCAGGCAAACAAACUUGCUGACGUCUUCCCCUUGGCUUUGAACAGCGGUGGGAAAGGCCCAGGGUGCCUACCUGGAGCCUGAGGGACGCGGAGCGCGGUGGGGCCACCACGUGUCUCCCUCUGCAGAGCUCCCGGCGCAGCGCGGCGGGCAGGGCGAGCGGCCGGCGGAGGAGGGGUGGCCGGCUGGCCGCGCUUUUCCCGGCGCGGAGGCAGCGGUGUGGGUGGGGCGGCGAGCAUGGCGGAGGCGCAGGGGCCGGCGGGGGCGCAGCUCAGCCUGCUGCCCGACCACUCGCCGCUGCUGCAGCCCAGCCUGGCCGAACUGCGGCGCCGGACCCGGGCGCCGGGCUCUCCGCUGCUCCCAGGGCCCCUCAGCGACGCCUUCCUGCUGCGGUUCCUGCGCGCCCGGGACUUCGACCUGGACCUGGCCUGGCGGUUACUAAGGAACUACUACAAGUGGAGAGCAGAAUGUCCAGAGAUAAGUGCAGACCUCCACCCUCGAAGCAUCCUUGGCCUUCUGAAGGCUGGCUACCUCGGCGUCCUGCGAGCCAGGGACCCCACGGGCAGCAAAGUGCUGAUCUACAGAAUCGCACACUGGGACCCAAACGUUUUCACAGCUUAUGAUGUGUUUCGUGUAAGUCUAAUCACUUCCGAGCUUAUUGUACAGGAGGUAGAAACACAACGGAAUGGAAUCAAGGCCAUCUUUGAUUUGGAAGGCUGGCAUUUUUCUCAUGCUUUUCAGAUUACCCCAUCUGUAGCCAAGAAGAUUGCUGCUGUUCUUACAGAUUCCUUUCCAUUAAAAGUUCGUGGUAUCCAUUUGAUAAAUGAGCCAAUAAUUUUCCAUGCUGUCUUUUCCAUGAUUAAACCAUUUCUGACUGAAAAAAUUAAGGCACGGAUUCAUAUGCAUGGGAACGAUUACAAACAAAGCUUACUUCAGCAUUUCCCAGACAUUCUUCCACUGGAAUAUGGUGGGGAAGAAGUCUCAAUGGAGGACAUUUGUCAGGAGUGGACAAAUUUUAUAAUGAAGUCUGAAAAUUAUCUCAGCAGCAUCUCACAAGACCGUUAAAGGAGAAGUUAUUUAAUGUGAAAGGCUUCCUAAUUAAAAAUACAUGAGUGAGAUCCUGCCUGGUAUCAGAAAGAAAGAACAAGAAUCUUUUAAAUUAAGUAAUACUUUCCUGAUUGAUUUUUUAAAAUGUAAAAAUCUUCUAACUUGAGCAACAUAGGUAUUUGGGAAACUUUACUUCUUAAAUGCCUUUUCUUUACCUUUGAAGUAAUUAAAUGUUAGCAUACCUUAAAAGCA